This is a messenger RNA of Orycteropus afer afer, 2781 nucleotides long. RefSeq names its product olfactomedin like 2B (gene OLFML2B). Gene Ontology annotation, biological process: signal transduction. The record is from RefSeq and is a predicted model, not a curated record. NCBI's taxonomy places the organism in Eukaryota, Metazoa, Chordata, Mammalia, Tubulidentata, Orycteropodidae.
AUGGCCAAGCCUCUGCUUCUGGUUCUCUGCUUUGCUCUGGUUGUGACGAGGGGCUGGGAACCCAGUAUUCCCCCCACAGGGACGAGCGAGCCCCCAGACAUGCAGACGGUGGUGCCCACGGAAGAUGAGACUCUGCAAAACGAGGCGGACAACCAGGAGAACGUCUUAUCUCAGUUGCUGGGGGACUAUGACAAAGUCAAGGCUGUGUCAGAGGGCUCAGACUGUCAGUGCAAGUGUGUGGUGAGACCCCUGGGACGAGAUGCCUGCCAGAGGAUCAAUGAGGGGACCUCCAGGAAGGAAGAUUUCUACACAGUAGAGACCAUCACUUCAGGCUCUUCUUGCAAGUGUGCCUGUGUUGCGCCCCCCUCUGCCCUCAAUCCCUGUGAGGGAGACUUCAGGCUGCAGAAACUACGGGAAGCAGAUAGCCAUGACUUGAAGCUCUCCACCAUCAUUGACAUGCUAGAAGGAGCUUUCUAUGGCCUGGACCUCUUGAAGUUGCAUUCGGUCACCACCAAACUGGUGGGGCGAGUGGAUAAGCUGGAAGAGGAAGUUUCUAAAAACCUCACCAAGGAAAACGAGCAAAUCAAAGAGGACAUGGAAGAAAUUCGGACUGAGAUGAACAAGCAAGGCAAAGAGAACUGCUCCACCAACAUCCUAGAUAGCAUGCCAGAUAUCCGGUCAGCCCUGCAGAGGGAUGCAGCGGCUGCCUAUACUCACACAGAGUAUGAGGAGCGAUUUCUGCAGGAAGAAACCGUGUCCCAGCAGAUCAACUCCAUCGAGCUCCUGCAGACACGACCCCUGGCCCCUCCGGAGGUAGUAAAGCCACAGCGGCCACUGCAGAGGCAGGUCCACCUGAGGGGCCGGCCAGCCUCCAAGCCCACCGUCAUCCGGGGCAUUACCUACUACAAAGCCAAGGACCCUGAGGAGGAGAACGACAUUGAAGAACAGCAUGAUGAGUUUUUCAGUGGUGACAAUGGAAUGGAUCUGCUGAUUGAAGACCAGCUCCUGAGACAUAACGACCUGCUGAGCAGCACCACCCGGAAGCCAGCAACCACCCAUCCCAGCACUGCUGUGACAACUGACCAGAGCACUCAGACCACACCCAUGUCCUCAACACUGCCACAGCCCACAACCACCAUGCCCAGCAUCACUGACCCUACUCUCUCUGCCUUGGUUGAACAACUCUCCACAACACCCCAAACCACCUCUGUGUUUCCAGAUCCCAUGGAGGAGAUAGUCCUUACACCUUCUACUCAGGGGCCAGCUACCACAGUGGCACAGACAGCUACCCAGCAACCUCUGACUUCAGCUUCUCUGCCAGUGACUCCUGGGGAGACAUUUAUGGAAGGUACCCAGGUGGCCCCAGUGCCUCCCACCACAGUCAGGACAGAUUCGCCAGGGAAUGAUGCUACUGCUGGGCAGGGCACAACCCCUUCCAGCCCCACCCUGAGCCCCGAAGAAGAAGAUGACAUACGGAAUGUCAUAGGAAGAUGCAAGGACACCCUCUCCACCAUCACGGGGCCAACAACCCAGAACACAUACGGGCGCAACGAAGGGGCCUGGAUGAAGGACCCCCUGGCCAAGGACGAGCGCAUUUAUGUGACCAAUUAUUACUAUGGCAACACCCUGGUGGAGUUCCGGAACCUGGAAAACUUCAAACAAGGUCGCUGGAGCAAUUCCUACAAGCUGCCAUACAACUGGAUUGGCACAGGGCACGUGGUUUACAAUGGUGCCUUCUACUACAAUCGGGCCUUCACCCGCAACAUCAUUAAGUAUGACCUGAAGCAGCGCUAUGUUGCUGCCUGGGCCAUGCUCCAUGACGUGGCCUAUGAAGAGGCCACCCCCUGGAGGUGGCAGGGCCACUCCGAUGUGGACUUUGCUGUGGAUGAGAAUGGCUUGUGGCUCAUCUACCCUGCCUUGGAUGAUGAGGGCUUCAGCCAAGAGGUCAUCAUCCUGAGCAAGCUCAAUGCCGUGGACCUGAGCACGCAAAAGGAGACCACAUGGCGCACAGGGCUCCGGCGGAACUUCUAUGGCAACUGCUUUGUCAUCUGCGGGGUGCUGUAUGCUGUGGACAGCUACAACCAGCGGAAUGCCAACAUCUCCUACGCCUUUGACACCCACACCAACACACAGAUUGUUCCCAGGCUGCUGUUUGAAAACGAGUAUUCCUACACUACCCAGAUAGACUACAACCCCAAGGACCGCCUGCUCUAUGCCUGGGACAAUGGCCACCAAGUCACCUACCAUGUCAUCUUUGCCUACUGACACCUCUGUCCCCUAUGAGCAGAAGCUGCAGAGGGGCCACUAGCACCUUGUAUGUAUGUGUGUGAGUGUGUGUGUAGGUGGGUAUGUGUUGUUUAAAAUAUAUAUAUAUUAUUUUGUAUAAUAUUACAAAUGGUAAAAUGACAAGUUGGGUCUAUUUUUUUUUUUUUUUUAAACAUGGAUUGUAGAUCAAUCCAUACGUGUAUGUGCUGGCCUCAUCCUCCCCAGUUUAUAUUUUUGUGCAAAUGGACUUCUCCUUUUGACCAGUAACUACCUUCCUUCUAACCCCUACCUUCCUUCUAACCCCCAAUCCCUCCAGUUCCCAGAUCUCAACUGGUGAGAAGGUUUCUUCAUCUGGGUCUUGCAGGCAGACAACACCAUAAGCAGGAGUGAAGGAGGCGAGAAAGAAGUACUAAGUGGCAUUGGGGUGGGGGGUAACACAAUGUAUUGGACAAAUUUUAAAAAACCCAGGAAAAAAAAUACUUUUAUACAAAAAAAUAAAGAAGAAACUUAAACUCA